Messenger RNA from [Torrubiella] hemipterigena, 1865 nucleotides. The record is from the annotation of a GenBank genome assembly. NCBI's taxonomy places the organism in Eukaryota, Fungi, Ascomycota, Sordariomycetes, Hypocreales, Clavicipitaceae.
CCUAUAUGUCCGAUACCUACGCGGGCCAGUAGCAUCAGUCAAUCGAGAUUGCUACGGGCAGACAGCGAUGGGUCCAUGAGUGAAUUCAAUAAAUCGCUACGCAAAUACGAUUCAGGCGCAAAAGAAGGGUCAUACAAUGACCUUAGCUAUGAAAAAUGUCGAGAUUCUGCAGAUGAUUCUUUUAUGGAUGAUGAUGACGACUGCCUCCACGAUAUCGAAAAGGUGAUUACAGAGGCUAUAGCAAAUGUGGAACAUGGGAACACAGGAAACGAUACGAUACGAGUUUCUAAGACGAGAAACACUCCAGGGAAUGCUCAAGGCUGCUUUGAAAACCUGCAUGACAAGCUGUUUGCCACAGUUGGCCCGUCUAGCUUGACAGAACCAGCAGCGCGACGUUCUUUAAAACGUGCUGCAAAUAGUUUCGAUUCGGCUCUCAAAACACAAGUUUGCGACAAAUUGCAUGCCAAUGUCUCUCGUACUAGCUCCCAGACUUCAAAAUGGACACUUGACCCAGCCUUGGCCGAGUUCACUGCACUGCUCUCGUCUUUUGACCGCCUAGCCAAGUCACCCUUCACUCACACCGACGAUGAGGACGAGGUCGUAUCUACGAAACCAAAGUCCUCCAAUCACUUGGAAAUUUUAGACCGAAUUGCACUGGAAGGCAAUGUAUAUCAAAAACGACACCGACGAAACCGUGCAGCCCUCUGCGCAAGUACAGUUGGGUUUAGUAGUGAUAAGUCCACUGUUGACCUUCAACUAACAGACGACGAAACUAUAUCUAUGACUCCAAAGCCCCUGUCUCCUCAGAAAAAGGAAACGGAGGCUCCAAAAUGUAACAGCUUAAUGAAGGAUUUACCACCACUGCCGCUCUUGAAUGCUAGUAGCUCAACUAUUCCGGCCUUACGUGAAGCUGAUGACGAGACGCAUUCUGCAGAGGAUGGAGCUCAUUUGAAACUGAAACUUCGCAUUAACGGCUCAGUAUCGUCAUUGGACCCUGGUAGUCCCCGGGAGCAAGUCGGCGAACACGCAGAUGCCCAGCAACCAAGGCAAAAGUUGAGAUUGAAGAUAUCUCGCACCCAGCUUGGCCAAGGAAAAAACAAGCGCUAUAAUGGCAACUCAAAGAGCAGUCGGCUGAAAAACUGCAACUCUUUGGCGGAUUUGGCACCUGACGCGAAAUGGAUGGAUCAGUCCAAUGGCAACACAUCUACUUGUAAGCCGGCGCUCUACAGGAAGACCAGCUUGGACGUGAUCGAGGACGAGAAUGCAAGACGAGAGUCUUUGCAGUCGUUGGACCAGUUUAAUCUAUCUUACCCCCCCUCACCUAAAAAGCAAGACACAACUUCCAGAAGAAUUGGCUCCAGUGGAGAAUUAAAGAGCAUGAAAUCCGACUUUGAUUUGGCGGCAAAGCACCGACUUCGCCAGAAGCUGUCUUCCUUCAAACUCCGAUUUACGGGAAUGGCAGCACCUGCAGCAGCGAAGCUUGUGCAGCCGACUUAGGAGGACGACGAAGCUCUAAGAGGGGGAGGCUUCCUGCCCCAAUCGCGAGAUGUUGCCGCCGGCGAAGAAAUGAUGACGACGGCUAGAAGUGUCUCUAUACGCACCGGGCGACGUUCAAGUCGAGUGAGACGAUGGGUAUAUGAGGCUAGACGUAUGGUUCGAUCAUGUUUGAAGCAUACCGUUCGUCGACACCCGGAAAUGAGCUCAUAAAAAGACGUGAUUGUACGGAUAUAUGCCUUUGAGCCGGCGUUUGAUGGAAUGCCUCAGUAUUGAACCUAAUAUUGAAAGACGUCCAGAGGACAAGCCACUCGUUUAGAUUCUAAAUGAAUAUUGAGUUUCAAUGAUGAAAAUACUGUAUUAUCAGACGG